AUGGAGGUGGUGGGAGACCUGAGGAUGAUGCUGUCCAGCCAGCUGCCUCUAGGCGACCGCCCCGAGGCAGCAGGCGUCGGCUCGCUGUCCGCUCAGCUUCUCGCCAGCAGGCAGGUGGGCAUCAAGAAACGCCGCAGGGCGGCGUCCUCGGGCACGAAGCUGGCGGUCAUCGAGGAGCCCGACGACCUGGACAGCUGCGACGGGAGCAGCUAUUCUGGCGGGCUGAACGUGAGCAGUGCCGCUGGGGGCGCUGGCGUGGGGGAUCUCAGGGAUUUCGAGGAGGUCCCAGUGGAGGUCCUCGAUCCAGAGGGGCGGACAGCAACGAGCUCCUUUUAG
Messenger RNA from Prorocentrum cordatum, 336 nucleotides. The record is from the annotation of a GenBank genome assembly. NCBI's taxonomy places the organism in Eukaryota, Dinophyceae, Prorocentrales, Prorocentraceae.